AUGAAGGACGAGAGCCGACGAGCCGGGCGUCUCGGCGUGCGGUCCUUGGCGAAGAAGACGGUUUGUUUGAUCCAGGCGCUCACUAGGAACACUAGACGUACUCGGAAAGAAGAUGGAGUGAGGGUAGUUGGGGUCCAGCCAAAACUGUGCUACGACAGCGAUUCAUCGAUUACUCUUCCAUCGCUCAAUUCCUUCAACCCAUCGUUUGGGGACUUCUGGACCGACUUCGAACCACGCAAUCAUGACCACGCAUCCGACUUCGCCACGCAUGGGCAAUCACAGUCGAACUUCUUCGUCAGGUUGCCGCAGGAGAUUCGGGAGAUGAUUUACCAGGAGCUCUGGCGUGACUCUGGAACCGCUCAGCAUAUCAUCCGCACGCCGGCCGGGUACACCCACUGCCGCUGUGUAUUCGAUCAGUCUGGGAAGUCCGGCGGGCGAGAUGGAGAUGACGAUCUCUGGGAGGCUAUGUGGAUGGUGCCUGAUGCUCGUGGAUCGGGUCCCUUAUGGUACAAGCGGGAGAUGUCGAGCUGGGGUGAUCACUGGAAAUGUGAGGAGGCAAGAGAAGAGAAGGAGAUAUGGAAGGAUAUUGCGAGGGGGUGCCACUGCAUCAAGGUCGACACAUGGACGGCCUUCCUACCGAUGAUGUUGACUUGCAAGCGGAUGUAUCACCAAUGCGCGGCAUCCCUCUACCAAUCCCUAAACUUCACAAUCACCGACAUCACCCUCGCCAGAAGCCUAUUCGGAAUUCGAUAUCGCGGUUCCGCCGGCCACCCGUUCCGGCGCAUCAACCUCUCCUUACGACGACACGUUCACGAGGGGACGAGUUUCGCACAAUGGCUCAAAUCCUGGAGCGCCAUCCUCCGCCUACUCGACACGCCCGAGUUGACAUCCGUCUACCUCUGGCUCGACAGCGACAUAUGCCACGAACGGCACUGGCUCUCGAUCGCCGCCAACGUCCGCCGCCGGAUCCCGGAGUCGCUGACCCACAAAGUCGCCGUCAGCCUCCCGCCGUACGAGCCCCGAGACCGAGAUGCGGAGCCGGUGUGGCUGGGCGUCGACGAGGCGCCGUCGGGUCCGGCCCCGGACGCGACGGAUGGCCACGCGGACGAGGCGAAGUGUUUCGGCGUGAGACGGCUGCGGACGUGA
Colletotrichum karsti is the source of this 1146-nucleotide messenger RNA. RefSeq lists its product as uncharacterized. The transcript has 2 exons. Lineage: Eukaryota; Fungi; Ascomycota; Sordariomycetes; Glomerellales; Glomerellaceae. The coding region runs from base 1 to 1146 and encodes 381 amino acids. The record is from RefSeq and is a predicted model, not a curated record.